AUGGCCCUUUCCUUCUACGCUCUUCUCGAAGCCGCGCUGCUCGUCCUCAACGGCAUCGCCAUUCUUCAUCGUGAGCGAUUCUUGAAAAAGUACGGUCUCGGCGCUCCUUCCCACUCGUUCGAUGGCUCCAGUACCGUUAAGGAUCAACUCGUUUCGCUCAUUUUCGCCGUGCAAACUGUGAUGCGAAGUAUGCCGAGAAUUAGAUGA
Messenger RNA from Caenorhabditis briggsae, 207 nucleotides. Gene Ontology annotation, biological process: endoplasmic reticulum to Golgi vesicle-mediated transport. Lineage: Eukaryota; Metazoa; Nematoda; Chromadorea; Rhabditida; Rhabditidae. The transcript is spliced from 2 exons. Bases 1 to 207 code for a protein of 68 amino acids. The record is from RefSeq and is a predicted model, not a curated record. Gene Ontology annotation, cellular component: Golgi membrane; endoplasmic reticulum membrane; COPII-coated ER to Golgi transport vesicle.